Molecule: messenger RNA, 1707 nt
Organism: Toxoplasma gondii ME49
Lineage: Eukaryota; Apicomplexa; Conoidasida; Eucoccidiorida; Sarcocystidae
Exons: 5
Coding region: 1-1707 (568 amino acids)
Source: RefSeq, a predicted model, not a curated record
AUGUUGACCAUUCAGCAAGCAGAAGAAAAAAUCGCUUUCUUGAGUGCUAAAGCUGCCCAGAUGGAGGUCCACUGUCGUCAGGUUGAACAAGCGGCAACGAAGCUGGACCCCCUGAAAAAGUACAUUGAAGCCGUGUCAGAGCUCUCGCGAGAGACAGUUGAAGUCUCAGCAGAGAGCUUGAUGAGAAGAAUGGUAACGCUUCAGAGUACCAACGACGAGCUGAAGAGACAGCUGAGCGACGCAGUCGAUCGGCUAGAGCAGGGACGCCUCGAGUGCAAGGCCCGCCAGCGUCUCCACCAAUCACACUUCGCGCCGAAGGGAUACAUUAAGGAGGAUCCGAGCCCAAUCUCCUCUAGCCCGAAGGACACCGCGUUGUCCCACGCUCGGUUCCUUGAUAUUCAGCAAGCGACAGAGUACUUAAAACAAAUAGGAGAGUUGGCGCAUAAAUACAAAGCUAUAAUCAAAGAGGCGGAAGCCGAACGAGACAAGAUCAAAAGACGAGGUCAGCGGCCGGAACUGCCAUUCCAAGACCAGUAUCUGCCCUGUGGAGGGAAUAGAGGGCCAGUUGAGACGAGCAAAAGACCGACUCUGGGGGCUACAUCCCGAUCCGCAUCUGCGGCCCCUGGCGGCGGUCCCGGCUGUGCCAUGAGUAAAGUGGGUCGGCUGGAAAGUGUAGCUGCAGACAGCGGCAGGAGCAGUCCUCGAGCUCCGUUGUUCGUGCGUCGGUCGGUACCUGUUGAGGUCGAAGUCCCGUUAGAGGCUGCAGAAGAGGACGUGGUCGAGCUUGUCGUUAUCAAGACGAAUGGUGGAAACCAUCGGUCGCCUUCACAAGCCAGCAGCAACUCGACGCUCAGCGCUGCAGUGUACCACCCGUCUGCCAGUGGAAGGCAGCACAACCAGGGGGUUCAGUUCGGUUAUUCCUCGCGGCAACAACGAACUCUGCACACUCCAGCGGGAUCCAACAAGACAGCAAAGCUUUUUCACAGUCCAGUGAGCGACAAAACAGGACUAGCGUCUGAGGCGGAUAGUGUGUCAAGGCACGCAACCGUGGUUGCUUCUCGCAAGCUCUUUCCAGCGUCUUGUUCGACGAAGAACUGCAACAUAAAACGUAGCACGAGCGCCGAUGAGACGUCUCCGGGUAGGUCUUUGUCUUCCCGGUGGGCAACGACACGAACGAAGGCCGCCCUCCAACAGCAGAAGAAACGAAACAGCACGGUGUCGCUACCUAAAAUCGUCGCUCUUGAUUCUUCUGCAGUGGGCAGACGAAGAAGGCAAUCUAGUGCAAGCGAAGCCGACAGGCCAUCGCUUCUGGAGCCACCAAAAUUGGGGUGUCUAGAAGUUGACCCCGAGAGCCCCAAAGCGCCAAAUGCAGAAGAAGGGGGUGUGACGCUUUCGCAACGAGUCAGGUUCUCCUGCGAUAUCCUCCCCAGAAACUGGUCCUUCGCGCCUCCAAGCAGUUCGGAGUCAAGCAGAGGACAACCGCAUUUUAGAGCUUUUGGCUUCUCGAAAAAGCUUGCUCAGAGCAGUUGUGCAGCACUACCACCAAUCGUUCAAAGAUUCGUCGCCCACACCGAUUCCAUAUCAGUAGCACGGAGUUGUAGCAGAAAGACUCUGGGAAAGAGCAUGAGCAAGAGUUGCACAGAACUGAGAAAUAUCCAGGGUUUUCGAGCAACUGAGGCGGGAGGUCUCAUUCAGACAGCAGUGUAA